This is a messenger RNA of Bipolaris victoriae FI3, 498 nucleotides long. RefSeq lists its product as hypothetical. The record is from RefSeq and is a predicted model, not a curated record. The transcript has 2 exons. NCBI's taxonomy places the organism in Eukaryota, Fungi, Ascomycota, Dothideomycetes, Pleosporales, Pleosporaceae. The coding region runs from base 1 to 498 and encodes 165 amino acids.
AUGGCAGCGGAUCCAAGCACUGCGAGCGACGCACCAAAUGGCGACUACCAGGCACUAUGGGCAAACAAAUACCGAGGCGCCACAGUAGAAGACCUCGAUCCCCCGCCUGCCCUCUCCGUCAAGCCUACCGACCCAAUCUCAUGGGCGCUCAUGUCCGGCCUUGAACGCGACUAUACACACCUCACUGUCAUUGCCGAGGCGAAUCGCGCACUACUUGGAUACAUUAGCAUCCCGCAUCUCCAGCAACUUCUCAAAGAAGGCAAAGUCAAGGACAGCGACCCUGUUCAAGAGGCCAUGCACAAGUUCCAGCGACGCGGCAGGAGGUACAAGGUCAUCACUACAGAGACGCCACUCGAAGAGCUUGAGGAGUUUUUUAAUGGCGGAGUAGAUGGCAGCGGAAAGCAGGAGUUUGCGGUGGUGACUGAUGCAAGCAGGAAGUUCGUGCUCGGGGUGGCUACAAGGGCGGACUUGGAGAACUUUGCGAAGAGGAGGGCAUAA